UAUGUUUCUUUCCAGAUGUUUCAGAGCCUCAUUAAGAAUGUCUGGGUCCCCAUGAAGCCCUACUACACCCAGGUUUACCAGGAGAUCUGGGUGGGGAUGGGGCUGAUGAGCCUCAUCAUUUACAAGAUCCGGAGUGCUGAUAAAAGAGCAAAAGCUUUGAAAGGUCCGAGUCCCAAACCUGCUCAUGGUCAUCACUAACCAGCAGAGCCUGGAGCUCACCUCGGGGGAACUUCGGCCUGGCAGCAAACCUCAGCUCUGUUAGAUGGGAACAUGGGACACACUGUGUAUUGCAGAAGUGCCGUUUCCCUGCUGGCAUGAAUAAACAUACCUGUGAGACCACU
Messenger RNA from Miniopterus natalensis, 341 nucleotides. Lineage: Eukaryota; Metazoa; Chordata; Mammalia; Chiroptera; Miniopteridae. The record is from RefSeq and is a predicted model, not a curated record.